CGGCAGGAGUGUGACCCGACGAACCUGAAACAUGCGUCAAUCCCGAAAAAACAACUUCACCAGAUAUCGGAUUAUUGUCAUUUUAAACCAUAAUUUAUGCUUCAAAUCACUAGUGCUGUAAAUUAAAUGCAUACUAAAUCGGAGAAUCCAGCAGGGACGCAUGUGCUUGUGUGGUGGAGCCCUGUAUAAUCCUGCACCUCUCGAUGGAUUAACUAUAAAGAAAAGCUGAAUCAAAUCAUUCUACUCAAGGAAGGUCGAGGCACCGGUCAAACAUGCCCCUUCCGUUCGGAUUAAAACUCAAGAGAACCAGAAGAUACACGGUCUCCAGCAAGAGCUGCCUGGUGACCCGCAUACAGCUGCUGAACGGUGAAUAUGUGGAGUUUACACUGUCGGUGGAGAGUACGGGCCAGGAAUGCCUGGAAGCAGUUGCUCAGCGACUCGAGUUACGAGAGAUAACAUAUUUCAGUCUCUGGUACUACAACAAACAAAACCAGCCAAGAUGGGUUGAUUUGGAGAAGCCGCUGAAGAAGCAGCUCGACAAGUAUGGACUGGAGCCGACCGUUUACUUUGGAGUGGUGUUCUAUGUGUCGUCUGUUACCCAGUUACAACAAGAGAUAACCAGAUAUCAGUAUUAUCUCCAGCUGAAGAAAGAUGUUCUGGAGGGGAAGAUUCCUUGCUCAAUCGAACAGGCCAUCCAUCUGGCCAGUUUGGCAGUGCAAGCUGACCUCGGAGACUUCAAUCGAUAUGAUUCACAUGAUUUUCUUCAAAAAAUUGUGCUUUUCCCAAUGCCCUGGAUUCAAGAUGAGAGGGUUGUGGAGGAGGCCACGCAGAAGGUCUCCAUGCUCUAUCAGAACUACCGAGGUCUGUCCGCACCUGAGGCCGAGUUACUAUACAUGCAGGAGGUGGAGAAGAUGGAGGGUUAUGGUGAGGAGAGCGUUCAGGCAAAGGACAGCCAAAGCACAGAUGUGAUUAUCGGCUCCUGUCUGGAUGGAAUAUUUGUCAAACACAAAAAUGGGAAAGCACCUCUUGUGUUUCGGUGGAAUGACAUUAACAAUAUGACUAAUAAUAAGUCGUUCUUCGCCCUGGAGCUCACCAACAAAGAGGACACUAUCCAGUUCCAGACCGAGGACAUGGAGACGUCCAAGUACGUGUGCAGAAUGUGGCUGGCGCGGCACAAGUUUUACAAAGUUAACAACAGCAGUCUAGAGCCGUCCGAUGGCCCUGAUUCCUCUGGCAGUCCCCAGAGGUCCAUUCUCACUCUCUCAUUUCCUCGUUUGCCGACGCUCUUGCGCUCCUCUGUGCCUGCUGAUAAAGGACAAACUCAGCCAGCGCCAGUGAACCCAGUGAGGCGACGGUCUUCCACAAGAAUGUCUCUGCCAAAACCUCAACCCUACAUGAUGCCACCUCAGAUGCACUUUAAUGGCCAUUAUACAGAACCGUACACGUCUUCACAAGAUAACCUUUACAUCAACAAUCAGAAUGGGUUCUACUACCAUUCCCAGACCAGUCUUGACCGCACCCCUCAUGAGUAUAAUGGAAGAAUCCGCAACGGCAGCGUCUACAGUGCGCAAAGCACCAGCUCUCUUAACAACCCGCAGCACUACCUGCAACCAUCGCCCAUGUCCUCCAACCCCAGCAUAACAGGAAGUGAUCUCAUGCGCCCUGACUAUGUGCCUUCUCACCGACACAGCGCCCUAAUUCCACCAUCCUACCGCGCCACACCCGACUACGAGACUGUUAUGAGGCAGAAAAAUCACAGUAUGGUACCACCCACGGAACGCCAGAGCCACUCCAUGAGGAACUUAAACAUCGGCAACUCUUACGCGUACAGCCGACCCGAUCCACUCGUAUACAGCCAACCGGAGAUUCGCGAGCACGGCUCCGGUCAAUACCCGUUUCACCUCAAUUACAGCUUCCACAGUCCCUCUCCGUACCCGUACCCCACCGAGCGAAGACCCGUAGUGGGCGCCGUUAGUGUCCCCGAACUCACAAACGUCCAGCUCCAGCAGGCCCAGGAGUACCCGCCGCCCAACAUCAUAAGGAAUCAAGUUUACUGGCCCCCACCCCAGUAUCCGUACCCUCAUCCUCGACCAGCCAAUAGCACGCCUGACCUGUCGCGUCACCUCUACGUCAGCAGCAGUAACCCGGAUCUCAUAACGCGGCGCAUCCAUCACUCAGUCCAAACCUUCCAGGAAGACAGUCUGCCCGUGGCGCACUCGCUACAGGAAGUGAGCGAGCCUCUCAUUACGACACGCCAGCCGCACGUGCACAAGCGGAACUCUAUCGAGAUUGCUGGGCUUGCGUACGGGCUAGAAAACAUGAGGGUGAACGACAGAAAGGAAACACCUAAGAAACUGCCCGCGCCGUCCAGCGCCGACAUCAACGCCGUCCUAGAGGUUACGAAAGCCGAGGAUGCAGCCAUUAAAGAGGACAUGUGCUACGGCCACAAAAAGUCUCUGUCCGAUGCCACGAUGUUGGUGCACAGCAGCGGUGAGGAAGAGGAGUUUGAAGACGACAGCGGCCGACACACGCCCCAGUCUCAAGAUGCGGUGGGCGGACCCGAGCAUCACCUGACGCCGCUGGGGCGGCCCCUCGCAGAUCCGCCCGCUUAUCCGUUUAGCCACAGCAUGGAAACCGUCCUGACGAACACUCUCGCGUACCAAGCCCACCCGCUCAUCCGCAAGCAAGAUGAGUUGGGUCAGUUACCGCCUCUUCGAGAGCCCGGACACAUGGUGCCCUCAGUGUCGGAGGGAGAUCUGAGUGGGCAUGGACGGAAGCACAGGAGAGACGUCCAGAGAGACGUGCUUAAGAGACCUGCCUCUGAUGUGCCCACCGCGCGGAGGAAUAUCGAUGGACUUCCACCAGCAGGUAUGAAAAAGGGGCGCUCGGAGGUCAAGAAAAUGGGUCCACUGAAGCUUGCGGCACUUAAUGGACUGACUCUGUCCAGAAUGCCUCUGGCCGAUGAAGGAAAGGACGACCCGGAGAACGCUUCUAAUGACGAAAGAACCCUCAUAUCCUGUGUGCUCACUGUGCAGUGUAAAGUACUGGAACAGCGUGUGGAUCAGGGGAUGGUCUUCACGGAGUACGAGCAGGUGGCCAAAAGACGGCCCAACUGUGAGUGCACGAUCGCUCAGAUGCCCGAGAACGGCGACAGGAACCGCUUUCAAGACGUCCUGCCCUAUGAUGACACACGUGUGGAGCUGGUGCCCACCAAAGAGAACAACACUGGUUACAUCAACGCCUCGCACAUCAGGGUUACGGUAAGCGGUAAGGAAUGGACUUAUAUCGCGUCUCAGGGUCCCCUCACCAACACCUGCCAAGACUUCUGGCAGAUGGUUUGGGAACAAGGAGUUGCCAUCAUCGCCAUGGUUACCGCGGAAGAGGAGGGGGGUCGCGAGAAGAGUUUUCGCUAUUGGCCUCGUUUGGGCUCCCGCCACAACACCGUUACAUACGGACGGUUUAAGAUAACCACGCGCUUCCGUACGGAUUCCGGUUGUUACGCCACGACGGGACUGAAGAUCAAACAUCUUCUAACGGGGCAAGAGCGAACCGUCUGGCAUCUACAGUACACGGACUGGCCCGACCACAGCUGCCCAGAAGACUUUAAAGGGUUCCUCUCAUACUUGGAGGAGAUCCAGUCGGUGCGGCGACACACAAACAGCUCGAGCGAUCCAAAGAACACAAACCUGCCGGUUCUGGUGCACUGCAGUGCUGGGGUGGGCCGCACGGGUGUGGUCAUUCUCUCUGAAAUCAUGAUCGCGUGUCUGGAACAUAAUGAGAUGCUGGACGUCCCGACUGUUCUGAAGUUACUGCGACAGCAGCGUAUGAUGAUGGUACAGACGCUUUCACAGUACACCUUCAUUUACAAAGUCCUCAUUCAGUUCCUGAAGAACUCCAGACUGAUCUGAGUCCAGCGCUGGCACGGAG
Molecule: messenger RNA, 3927 nt
Organism: Xyrauchen texanus (razorback sucker)
Lineage: Eukaryota; Metazoa; Chordata; Actinopteri; Cypriniformes; Catostomidae
Gene: ptpn21
Product: protein tyrosine phosphatase non-receptor type 21
Exons: 21
Coding region: 273-3908 (1211 amino acids)
Biological process (GO): protein dephosphorylation
Cellular component (GO): cytoskeleton
Molecular function (GO): protein tyrosine phosphatase activity
Source: RefSeq, a predicted model, not a curated record